CAGGGAGCAGCCCGGGGCCGCGCUGAGGGGAGGGCCGAGGCGGGCGGGCCGCACCCCGCCUUCCAGCGCUGCUCCUUCCGGGCCUACGGCGCCAUGGGAGCCGGCGGGAUGUGGGUGAGAACCGCACACACCGCCCUCAGCGGGGUCUUAACGCUGGGGCUGUUCCUGCACCGCACAGACCUACAGAAGGAAGCGGAGCGCGGAGCCGUGCUGCAGCCAACGCUGUUCGUGGCGCUGCUCGGGUGCUCCGUCCUGCUGUAUUUCAAGGUGUCCCUCAUGGACCCGGGCUUCGUUAGGGCUGAAGAGGAAGCAAAGGCAGAGAAAAGUGAAGAACAACGCACGAUGAUACCCCAGGUUUCAAGCAGUGUUAAGAUGCGGCGUUGUGGCUACUGCAUGGUGAAGCAACCAAUGAGAGCCAAGCACUGCCAGCUGUGCCAACAUUGUGUUCGGCGCUAUGACCAUCACUGCCCCUGGAUUGAGAAUUGUGUAGGAGAGAAGAAUCACCCUCUCUUCAUAGUCUACCUUAGUGUACAGCUCAUAGUUCUGCUGUGGGGAGGACACGUUGCUUGGUCAGGCCUUUACUUUAAACAGUCCUGGGAGUGGCUGUGGCACAACAUUUUCCUCCUCGUAUCCUUCCUCCUGAUAGUUGUAUUCACCAUUGUUGUCUUGCUGCUGCUUAUUUCACACCUCUAUCUGAUCUCAUGCAACACCACCACCUGGGAGUUCAUGUCAUACCACCGCAUCUCCUACCUGCGACACUCAGAGCUGGAGAAUCCCUUUGACCAAGGAGUAAUCCGCAAUCUCUGGAGGUUUUUCUGUUCGUGCCAUCUCACUGCAUGGGAGAAAAUCUAUUUUCACAGGAACAAUGAAACUGUCUAGUCAGUGGUACCUGAUUAGUAAAAUGCCAAAAGACAUCUGCAGGUUGUUGGAUAACGUUUUGCUCACCUUGCGUGGAACUGUAAUACAUCACGGGCUAUGCAACAUGUUCCAUAACAUAACCUGCUCAUCCAUAAAGACAAAUCACCUCUCAAGAAGGAUCAUCAGGGCUACUUUUUAUAUAUGAGUAACACUGUUAAAGGGGAGACACUGGUUCUAAGGGGGUCAGAAGUGCUGAUGUCUUGACCAAGGAGAGUUAUCUCUUUGAAUCCCCUUCCUCGUGUUAACUUGCAUCCACACCUGAAGAUAUGCAAGAAUCCCUGUGGCCUUUCUUCAGCAUAGCUCUUACUGUGAGAACCACAGUGCCUUUUGUCAGUAAUGUUGGAUACAUAAGAGAAAUAUUUGAGUAAGUAUUUGUACAGUCAAAAGCAAAUUUCAUUUUGCCUGCAUGCCUAAACUGCAUGCCUUGAGAUUUCAUAGCAUUAAUGUGUAUGAGAAACAGCUGUAAGACAACAAAUUCAGUCAACAUCAUUACCCUGUACCUUAUAAUGCCCUGAUAGCAUCCUAACAGGUUGUUUCUCCUUUAAGUUGAUGGUGCUGUCAAAAAAUCAUAGAGUAUUUUGAAUGAAUUCAGCAACGAGUGAUGUCAGACUCUUUGGACAGAAGAGCAAUGUUUGCCUACAGGUACUUCUGCAAAUAACCCUCACACCCUUCACCUUUACUGUAUCUAAUGGGAAAAGAGCCUGUGACAGAGGUGAGCACUUCUUGCCUAGCUCAAAUAACACCAGUGGUAAUGCUACUACCUCAGCAUAUCAGUAAUGAAAUAAUACAAAGUGUCACUGGAAUGGAAUCUUGUAAAGGAAAGGUUCUAGGUCCUAUUUGUUUCUAUGGGGUUGGGGUGCUGAUAGCAUUCUGGGAUGGCAGCAGCUUUACUUGUUUUCCAUUGUAAUAGAAGGUCAUAGUUCAAGUUUCCAUAAGGAAGUUAGGAUCAACAGUUUAAAGUAGAAAAGCCUGUGGUGUGAAUCUUAGUGCUGACCCUUUUCUGCUUUAAAAACAAAAAAAAGCAAAGCACAUCCAACAACUUAGUUAUUGUGCCUUAAUUGCCGUGACUUGGAAAUUAACAGCAGCUCAGGAAUACAUCUGGCAAGCUGGCAGAACGCACUCAGGGCUUUAAAGUGAAUGAGCACUCAGGAAAGGACAGUAUAGAGUCACUAACACAACAUGAUAGUCUAAAAGCAGAUUGAAAACACAGACUUCUUUUUUGACUAAAUCCAGAGUCUGUAGCCUGCAUCCAGGCUCGUGUGUUCAGAGAAGGAACUCCUGCCAGAGGGAUAUCAGAAUGUUAAGAACUGUCUUCAUAAUAAUGAUGCACAGUCCAGGAAGGACCCUGCAGUUGUGUCAGCGUGGUGCCUGCUGCAGGAUGGCUCAUUUCCUCCUUAACAAUUACUUUUUCUUUAGCUAUCCCUCAAAAACAUGCCAGCAGGUAAUACAGUUCAAAACACAGCGUUGUGCUCUUUGGUAAUUCUCUUGUACGUGCACUGGAAUGGUAGUUUAUGGUAUUUUUACUAUAAAAGUAUUUAACAAUUACAUACACCU
Molecule: messenger RNA, 2472 nt
Organism: Coturnix japonica (Japanese quail)
Lineage: Eukaryota; Metazoa; Chordata; Aves; Galliformes; Phasianidae
Gene: ZDHHC12
Product: zDHHC palmitoyltransferase 12
Biological process (GO): peptidyl-L-cysteine S-palmitoylation; protein targeting to membrane
Cellular component (GO): Golgi apparatus; endoplasmic reticulum
Molecular function (GO): protein-cysteine S-palmitoyltransferase activity
Source: RefSeq, a predicted model, not a curated record